Molecule: messenger RNA, 2770 nt
Organism: Anguilla rostrata (American eel)
Lineage: Eukaryota; Metazoa; Chordata; Actinopteri; Anguilliformes; Anguillidae
Gene: tmem120b
Product: transmembrane protein 120B
Exons: 12
Coding region: 150-1166 (338 amino acids)
Biological process (GO): fat cell differentiation
Cellular component (GO): membrane
Source: RefSeq, a predicted model, not a curated record
CCAGAGAGCAGAGAGCAGGGAGGAGGGAGUUAGAGAGGGGGGUUUGUAGAUUGUGCUGGAUAGAGUUGCUCUACCGUGUGCAGCUGUGGUGUACUGGCUGUGGGACUGUGUGAAUGACAGAGAAGGGGAGAGCUCUAUGAGAUAUAAGAAUGUCACUACAAAGGUGCAAAACAGAAUGGGAAGAAAUUGACCAAGAAUUUCAGCAGCUGCAGGAAAUGCACAAAACCUACAGACAGAAGCUUGAUGAACUUACCCAGCUUCAGAUGAUAUGUAGCAGCUCCAUCAGCAAACAGAAGAAGGGCCUACAAGACCUGAAGUUCAAUCUACACAGGUGUGCAAAAGCAAAGGGUUCUAAAGAAAUGGACCAGAUAAAGGAUAUUCAGACACAAAUCAAAGACAAGCAAAAUGCCUUCUUUGAUAUGGAAGCUUAUUUGCCAAAGAAGAACGGGUUGUACUUAAGUUUGGUACUUGGCAAUGUGAAUGUAACUCUUCUCAGCACCCAGGCAAAAUUUGCUUACAAAGAUGAAUAUGAGAAGUUCAAGCUUUACAUGACUAUAAUCCUGAUGUUCGGUGCCAUAACAUGCUGGUUCCUGCUCAAUUACCGAGUUACAGAUGAACUCUUCAACUUUUUGCUGGUCUGGUACUACUGCACACUGACGAUACGGGAGAGCAUUCUCAGGAGCAAUGGGUCCAGAAUAAAAGGCUGGUGGGUUUUGCAUCACUACGUCUCCACCUUUCUGUCAGGUGUAAUGCUGACAUGGCCCGAGGGGGAGAUGUAUCGGAUGUUCCGAAAUCAGUUCCUGGCCUUCUGUGUCUAUCAAAGUUUUGUACAGUUUCUCCAGUAUUACUACCAAAGUGGCUGUCUCUACAGGUUACGAGCUUUAGGAGAAAGAAAUCAUCUCGACUUAACUGUGGAGGGAUUUCAGUCUUGGAUGUGGAGAGGGCUCACGUUCCUCCUCCCCUUCCUCUUCUUUGGCCACUUCUGGCAGUUGUAUAAUGCAGUGACGCUAUUUGGGCUGUCCAGACAUGAGGACUGCAAGGAGUGGCAGGUGUUCAUGCUGGCCCUGACGUUCCUCGUACUCUUCCUGGGAAACUUCCUCACGACGCUGAAAGUCGUUCACCAGAAGGUCCAGAAAAACAAAGGGGAAAUGCAGAAGGAGGAAUAGGAAGUAAGGAAGAGAGGGACGGAGAAACCCCUGAUUUUCAGGUGGGCCGGUGAAGAGGAGGGAGUCGAGCGUCACAGCUGUUGGGCUCUUUCUGUCCGGUGAUUCCAGGAAGGAGAGAGAACCUCUCCGUGCGAUCUUGGUGACUUUGCUGGACCCCUUCGCUGUUUGAUCAAGGCCAUUCUGAGUUUCCUUCGUUUCCGGUGGAUGACCUGUGUAGUUUUGUAUUUGUUUCCCCGUGCGCAUCCAGUUCCAGAGGGAAUCGCAUAACCACGGAACCACUGCAAACCCUGGAGGCCUCAAGUCGUACUGUCGCGGGCAUAUGAACAGUUUUUUGUUUUGUUUUUUUAAUUUUUAUUUCCAACGGAUUUUGGUUUGUGUGCGUGAGUGCAUUGUGUAUGUAUGGGGGAGCCUGCUCUCUCAAACUUUAUGCAAUACAGAAAUAGAAUAAAUAAAUUCAGAAAUGCAAUGUAAGACAUAAAUAUAUAUUAAAAAAAACAAAUAUAAUGUACAGAUAGGCAUAGAGUAGAUAUGCUGUCACAAUACUGCCCUUUGAUCAAAGUGCAUGCAUCACAUUGCAGGCUAGACUGCUGCUCACUUGUAUCUAAUUGUAAAUUCUCUCUGUCCUUGACUUUAUAUUUGUGAAAUGUCUUACAGAUUCUAGAAAAAAUGUUCAGAAACUUCAGACAUUUAAACAAAAAUGAGUUUUUUUUUAUUUUUAUUUUCUGUUUUUUAAAAACCUGCUUAAAAAAAGAUGUCACGGUAAGAGGUAUAAUAGCUGUGAAAGUCUAACCUGCAUUGGUUAUCAGUUCACACUUGCUUUAAAUGUCUGCAGUAAUUUGGCUGCUAACCCUGCUGAGAUCUCUGGAUUAAUGUGACUAUCUACGUAGUUCCGCAGACGACGUGCCAAAGCCGUGACUACGUUGCCCAUGGAUUCUAACCCUGAACGAAAUGGCAGUAAAAUGAGGCACGAUUGGACACAGAGGUGUUCAUUAGGUAGCAGCGGCAGUGCAUUACAGAGGUCCUAACAUUAGAACACGGUGUUCAGCUUUGUCCGUUGCCUUGUAAUUCAAGUGAUUAAAAAAAAAGAAAAAGAAAAAGGAAGAAGUUCUGUUUACAAACAGCUGCUGCAUUACCUGUCACUGUUGAAUGUGUAGUGGUCUCCCCUUCCAUUUCACCCACAAGCCAUCCAUGAUGGGAGCAAAGCCUUGUGUUCCGUUUUCAUUAUUCUGCAAUAAUGCAGAAACUGCCGUUUGAUUAACAAAAGCAUUUUAUCCAUAAUUCACUGACAAAAUAUACGGUUUAUUUGUAACAUGGCCGCCUCAACGCACAACAGGUUGUUUUCCUACCCUUUCCCCGAAAGUAUGAUGAUACUGUAUCCAUUGUGUUGUGUUCAGUUUUGUGUGUUCAUAUAGCACGGGAUCUCUUUGGUGUCAGAACCUUGGCUUACCCUGUGGAACGGCAGUGGCCCAUGCAUGAUCAUUGUCUUCCUAGCCGCAAUAGAGCCGGGAUGAACAUUUUGUUCAGUGAUGAAAGCAUUUCUGUUGUGUUUUUCAGACUCAAUCAGUGUACAUUGCCAUAAAAUUAUUAAAACUGAUCUGCUGAAA